GAGGCGUCCGCGGGAUUCUGUGAGUGGCGGCGCGUAUAGCGUAGGGGGUUCGCUGUGUCUCGUCUCUGUGAGUGCGUCGUCUUCAAGAAACUCGGAAAAAGGCGGUUGUGAUUUGUUGAUUUCCCUUGAGGGUAUCGAGGAAUAUAUAUAUAUAUAUAAAAUAAAGAUUAUGUGUUUCCCGAAGGAGCGAUAGUGACCCUCGUGGGAAGGAGUGUGGGUUAGCCUUCUAUGAGCCCGAAGUGUUUUUUACGAAGAGGAUAUAAGACGAGAUUAAUCAAGAAAAAAAAAUUAUCAUUCAAUUACUGGUUAUCUAUUGUCGAGCCAUUCAAAAAUUAUCUGAAUGGCGCAGAGAUCGGCUGCUAAACAGAUCGCGCAGGCUGAUAGCUAGAGGGCAAAGGUACAAGAAGAAGGGAAGAGCGAAGGAACGGCAAUAAGAAGAAGGAUACGAGGAACACCGAAGACCGCGUCCAGGGGUCCGGUCCCCCCCUCUCCCCCACCCCCCGCGUAAUGGCCCCCGGCACCCUGCUCUGCACACGCUGGUAGUUCUCACAAACCGCCAAAAUGCCGGGCAACGUGCGAAACACCGGCCAGACUGACUCGCACAGGCCGCCCAUCACCGCCGCCUCCCGCACCAAAUCCCUCGACUGCUUGGCCGACAAAUCUGACAAAACAAGUGAGUAUGUUCCUUCGAGGAUCACGCGGACGCAGCCCAAGAUCAAGACGGAUGCUAUGCAGUUCGUAAAGCCUCCUUCAAACUUUGCACACAAUCGGUGGCAGCGCUCUCAGACCGGGCCGGCAGGGCUGUACAAGUCGGCGACGGAGCAGAUCAAGAAGGCCGAAGCCGUGAAGGCGAUGAGGAAGCACCUGAUCGCCGAGGAAGAGGACUGGCAGCAGCAGCCCUCCUCCUCCUCCCAGUCCAAGAGCCCCUACGACGAGGACACAGAUUGGCAGACGAACUUGGACAAAUGGAAAAGCUCCCGGAGAAAGCGGAACGAGGACGCGCUCGAGAGAGUCAUCGAGAUCAAGAAGAACGAGCAGGAGGAGGAGCUGAACCGAACGCGGCGCAAGAGCAAGACCUUCAGCGAAAUGCAGGAGGAGAAGAACAAAAGAGGUCGCAGGUACAACCUUGUGGUGCAUGACGAUGACAACAAUGACCUGGCUGACCUAGGGCUGUCCACAGUCAAGAGCAGCAGCUCCCUCUACGACGGGCAGGAAGACAAUGACGUCAAGGACCUGGACCAGGACAACAAGGACGCCAAGAGCGACGCGGGAUUCUGCACGGGCUCGGACACGGGCAGUGACGGGGUAUUCGCCGAGGACAACAUCAGCGACACGUCCUCGGCACUCGGAGACAAGAAAGAAACUCAUGAUUCGCUCCUGGAUACUGGAGUUUCAAAGGAAGAGGAGCCGAGGAUCAACGGACACGGAUCCAGCCUGACUUCGGACAUUCUCAAUACCAACAAUGCAAACUUGUAUACAGAGGAGUACACCUACGACAAAGCCAUUGAGGGAUAUAAACAGUAUGCAGAGAAUACUGCCAAGAAGCGCACGUCCAGCAUCACAAGUCUGAACAGUAACACGAGCUUCACGAAGGAGGAUGAGAGGAAGGACGAACGGCCUCGCCUCAACGGGCGCUCUCCAAGCCCUGCCAAGAGCAACAAGCUGGAGGAGAAGCUCAACUUCUUCACAAAGGAGAUGGUCAAGGAGUCUCGCACGAGCCCUGAGCCCAGAGUCAUCAUGCGAGAGAAGUCACCCAAAGUUGAUGUCGGGAAGAGAAGAUCCAUGUUCGAGAUGGGCGAGCCGCUGAUCAGCCAGAGUGAAAGAGAGCAGAAGCAGGCCAACAGGAGGUCUCUGGAAGUCCCUGGGUCUCUGCGGAACAAGGUUGCCUCGUUCGAGAACCUGGAUAUGGACACCCCGAAAGUUCGAGGAAUGACUCCAAACAUUGAGACGAACUUGAAGAGUAAAGUCAAAUCAUUUGAGAACCUUGACACAGAGACAACCAAGGUCCGAGGGGUUACGCCCACCAGGGACACCAAAUUCCGCGAGAAACUAGCAUCAUUCGCAGCUGCUGACACCGAAUCUCAGACAGUCAGAAAAAAGACUCCGGAAAGAGACGUCAACUUCCACAAGAAACUCGCAUCCUUCACAAGCAUCGAAAACGGUGAAGAAGAAAAGUGCGUUGAGAGGAAGACCAUACCUCUGCGCGACCCAACUCUGAAAAACAAGAUUGCUUCUUUCGAACAGCUGGAGCAGGCUGCUGAAGCAUAUUCUCAGCCUCCACGUGAAGAACCGGUGAAAAAUAGGGACCGGUCUGUCAGCCUGGAAAACCUGGACGAACCGCCGCCGGUCAAGGAGGUAAUGCGGCCUGCAGUUUCAAUGGGCAACAUGGGGCUCAUGAGACGGGCUCCCUCGACCCCGUACAUGGUGGUGGAUCUAGACAAAACUGGGGUCGAGGAGGAAUCUUGUAUCAGGGAAAAGAGACCUGUGGUGAGUGAUGAGCAAGAAUCAGCCGGUGCUCGGGACCAAGCCAAGCGCUCUACCAUCUACGAAACUAUAGAGAAGUGCCAAGUGGUUCGUGACGUUGAGUCUGCUCCAAUGUUUUCCAUUUUCCAGUACCUCAGCCCAGAGGUUUGUCACACGAGUAAUCAGAAGUUCUGUGUGUGUGACUUUGCGUUGAUGAGAAUUGCCUUUGAUAUAUUUGAGCGGUGUGAAUUAGAACUGAUUUAGAUUAGAGUGUGUUCCAUAACAUAUUAAUUAAUAGAACUGUACAUUGUUUUAAUACACAACAUUUUAAAGCAGUAUAUCGUAAAUAUCGUAAACGUUCUAAAAUGGGCCAACGUAACAACGUUCAUCUAAUAUUCUUAAACAAAUUCUUUCAUUCGCGAACACCGACCUCAUCAGUGUUCUUUAAUAUCUAAAAAAAUGAAAUUGGGCAUAAUU
Molecule: messenger RNA, 2940 nt
Organism: Penaeus indicus
Lineage: Eukaryota; Metazoa; Arthropoda; Malacostraca; Decapoda; Penaeidae
Product: midasin-like
Exons: 11
Coding region: 562-2727 (721 amino acids)
Source: RefSeq, a predicted model, not a curated record